Recurvomyces mirabilis is the source of this 1545-nucleotide messenger RNA. It is a transcript of the gene HGT20, whose product is annotated as Bifunctional purine biosynthesis protein PurH. The transcript has a single exon. Bases 1 to 1545 code for a protein of 514 amino acids. Gene Ontology annotation, molecular function: hexose transmembrane transporter activity. Gene Ontology annotation, biological process: monosaccharide transmembrane transport. Gene Ontology annotation, cellular component: membrane. NCBI's taxonomy places the organism in Eukaryota, Fungi, Ascomycota, Dothideomycetes, Mycosphaerellales, Teratosphaeriaceae. The record is from RefSeq and is a predicted model, not a curated record.
AUGCCCGACCGCGGCACCUACCACGACUGGACCCCCUACCUCUUCUAUCUCCUCCUCACCUCCGCCCUCGGCCCCCUCCUCUUCGGCUACCACCUCGCCGAGCUCAACGAACCCGAACAAGUAAUACGAUGUGCCCUUCCCACCACCACCACCACCACCACCACCUCAUCAACAUUCCCCCAAUGCCUCCCCAUGAGCACUCCCCAAUUCGCCCUCAUCUCCAGCAUCUUCACCCUCGGCGGCCUCCUCGGCGCCCUGACCAGCGGGCCCCUAACAACCAAAUACGGCCGUCUACCCACCAUGCUCCUGUCCUCCGUCUUCGCCGCCCUGGGUCCCGCACUCGCCGCCACAACCCUCAACAUCCCCAUGUUUGUUACAGGGCGCUUCAUAGCCGGUCUCGGAGCCGGUGCCGCUACGGUCAUCGUCCCCAUCUACAUCUCCGAGAUUGCGCCGCCGAACCAAAAGGGCUUUUUCGGGAGCACGACGCAGAUUAUGAUUAACAUGGGGAUUCUCACUACCCAACUCCUGGGACUGUUCCUGAGUAAAGGGCAAUUAUGGCGCAUUAUUCUCGGGGUGGGUGGCGUGAUAGCGGUGCUGCAGUUCGGGGCGUUGUAUCUGGCCGGACAGGAGAGUCCGAAGUGGUUGGCUGAUAACGGCAUGGCGGGGAGGGCUAAGAAGGCUCUACAGAGGAUAAGAGGCCAUGAAGCAGAUAUCGAGGAAGAAGUCAAGGGGUGGGGAAUCGAGAGUGUGCAGGAUAUGGAGGAUGAGGAAGAAACGCUCCUCUCAGGCCAAGACCACAUGUCCUCCCACCCCGCAUCUCCCUCCGGACCCGACGGCGCACCCGACAUCCACGCCUCUUCUAAACCCGGCAAGAAAGCAGAAAAGGCCGCUAAGACUCUCGGCUUCCUCGCCGUGCUCCAAUCCCCCGACAUCCGGCCCGCCGUCCUCGCCGUCGUAACAAUAAUGCUCGCCCAACAACUCUGCGGCAUCAACAGCAUAGUCAUGUACGGCGUCUCCCUGCUCUCGGACCUCCUAGCUGCCAACGCCGCUUUGCUAAACGUCCUGGUCGCGGUCCUAAACGUCAUCGUCACAACCGCCGCCGCACCGCUCGUAGAUCGGAUCGGGCGGAAACCGUGUUUGCUGAUUAGUAUCGGCGGUAUGGGCACGAGUUCCAUCCUCCUCGCUUUCGGGAUAAUGAACGCCAUCCCCGUCCUCUCCGCCAUCUCCGUCCUCCUCUUCGUCGCCUCCUUCGGCAUCGGUCUCGGUCCCGUUCCCUUCCUCCUGAGCUCCGAGCUCGUGGCCGCCGAGGCGGUCGGGGCGACGCAAUCCUGGGCCCUAGCGGCAAAUUGGAUCGCGACGUUCGCGGUUGCGCAGUUCUUCCCGCUUGUGAAUGAGCGGUUGGGGAAGGGACAGGUUUACUUCAUUUUUGCGGGGUUCGCGCUCUUGUUUGGGGGGUUUACGGCGUGGUUUGUGCCGGAGACGAGGGGGAGGAGGGACGCGGAUGAGGUUUGGGGGAGGCGGAAGGAUGGAGGGAGGGAGGAUUGA